CGUAAACUAACAGAUUAUAAGAUGGCGAACCAAAUUAAAUGAGCGUCGGUACAGUGUUGAUGGCGCCUUCUAUGUUAAUCUGUGCACUUUUAUUUGUAAAUUGUGUAUCAAUUAUUUGUGUUGUUCAUUUGUAGCAGUUUUGGUUUAACUUAAUAUUAAGCUUUAAAGUGUGAAGUGAAUCAGACUGUCAGACCACAAUCUUAAGAAUAGUUGUUUAAUUAGAAAAUGGCAAUGACGUCCUCACAAGUAAAAACACAAUCAAAUAAUAUGGCCGGAAGUGGUUGGCCCCGUAGAAAUAGUCAAAAUUCUACCACUGCUGCAGCAACAACAUCAACAUUUGAAAGCAAAUAUUCAGUCACAUCACCAGCUAUAAACAGAAUAAUCAAUUUAUAUCCACUAACAAAUUAUAUAUUUGGCACCAAAGAACCUUUAUUUGAAAAAGAUCCAAGUGUUCCAGCAAGAUUUCAAAGAAUGCGAGAUGAAUUUGAACGGAUAGGUAUGAGACGAAGUGUAGAAGGUGUUCUGCUUGUUCAUGAACAUGGUUUACCACAUGUUUUGUUGCUGCAACUUGGAACAACGUUCUUUAAGUUACCUGGAGGUGAAUUAAAUCCUGGUGAGGAUGAAGUUGAAGGUCUUAAGAGGCUAUUAACAGAGACACUUGGCCGAUUGGAUGGUGUUAAGCAAGAUUGGUUAGUGGAAGAUAUCAUCGGCAAUUGGUGGAGACCCAACUUUGAACCACCUCAGUACCCGUACAUUCCUCCACAUAUAACAAAGCCAAAAGAACACAAACGUCUGUUCCUUGUACAACUUCAAGAAAAGGCAUUAUUUGCAGUUCCCAAAAACUACAAAUUGGUAGCUGCACCACUUUUUGAGUUAUAUGACAAUUCUCAGGGCUAUGGACCCAUAAUAUCUUCAUUACCGCAGGCGUUGUGCAGAUUUCAGUUUAUUUACAUGUAAAUAAACAAGGAGAAAUAUAUUGAAAAAGAUUUUUCUAGGAGGAAGAACUAUAGCUAUAUAAGAAAAUACAGUUAAGAAGAAAAUUAGUAUUUCUUUCAUAAUUUAUAUAUUAUAGUUUUUAAAAAUGUAUUUCAAUGUUGAUGUAAAAUAAUUUUAGUUGCUGAUAACUGAGUAAUUGUACAAUUUAUAUAUUAUUUUGUACUUAUUAAAUAAUUAACAAUAAA
This is a messenger RNA of Zophobas morio, 1181 nucleotides long. It is a transcript of the gene Cpsf5, whose product is annotated as Cleavage and polyadenylation specific factor 5. Gene Ontology annotation, cellular component: mRNA cleavage factor complex. The coding region runs from base 226 to 957 and encodes 243 amino acids. The transcript is spliced from 6 exons. The record is from RefSeq and is a predicted model, not a curated record. NCBI's taxonomy places the organism in Eukaryota, Metazoa, Arthropoda, Insecta, Coleoptera, Tenebrionidae. Gene Ontology annotation, molecular function: mRNA 3'-UTR AU-rich region binding.